This is a messenger RNA of Exophiala bonariae, 1275 nucleotides long. RefSeq lists its product as uncharacterized. NCBI's taxonomy places the organism in Eukaryota, Fungi, Ascomycota, Eurotiomycetes, Chaetothyriales, Herpotrichiellaceae. The transcript has a single exon. The record is from RefSeq and is a predicted model, not a curated record. Gene Ontology annotation, molecular function: FAD binding. The coding region runs from base 1 to 1275 and encodes 424 amino acids.
AUGCGUGUUCUCAUUAGUGGUGCAGGCAUCGCAGGGCCUACUCUUGCUUGGUUUCUGGCGAAGACUGGUACACAUAUCGAUAUUGUUGAGAAGAGCUCUACUCUCCGAUCCAAUGGCAACGCAGUUGAUUUCAAAGGCCCCGCGGCAACAGUUAUCCGAAAAAUGGGAUUAUUAGAUGAGAUCAAGCGUGCGAGUACGACAGAGAAAGGCACGCAUUUCGUUCGCCAUGACGGGGUACCUUUUGCAACCUUCCCCGCCAAGGAAGGUGCUUGGGAAGGGCAGUCGGCUAGUCUUACUUCGAAUAUUGAAAUACUUCGUGGAGAUUUGGUUGCGAUUCUUUACAACGCAACAAAAACCCUUUCAGAUGUCCAUUACCAUUUUGAUACCACCGUCAAGGAUGUGAUAUCCAAUGAGAAAGACAGCGUCAAGGUGGAACUAAGUAAUGGUGAAGUGCGGGAGUAUGACGUUCUAGUGGCAGCAGAUGGACAGUGGUCUAGGCUUCGAAAGAAAUGUUUCCCAUCUGAUAGUGUCCAUGUCAUAGACAUGGGCAUGUACGCCGCAUACUGGACGAUCCCACGCCUGGAGACCGACGAAGACUGGUGGAGCAUCAAUGUGGCCCCUGGCUCAAGGCUGCUGAGCAUCAGACCAGAUCCUCACGGAACCAUGAGGGCAUUGGUCACUCACAUGCCCAGCAACAGGGACCAGAAGAAGCUGUGGUUGGAGGCGUCUAAAGGCGAUAGACAGACUCAGGAGGAGCUAUUGAGAGAAGAAUUUUCUGACGCAGGAUGGCAAGCACAGAGAAUUUUGAAUGACCUGGAUCAAGCACCAGAUCUAUACUUUCAGGCCAUCCAACAGAUCAAAAUGGUUAAAUGGUCGACUUCUCGUAUUGUGUGCCUCGGAGAUACAGCGUAUGCCCCAACGCCACUCACAGGUAUGGGUACAUCGUUGGCUAUGAUUGGCGCCUACAUACUAGCAGGCGAAUUGAGCAAGCUUCAGGACAAUGAACCCCCUGCAAAAGCGCUUGAAGCAUACGAAGCAAUCUUUCGCUCCUAUGUUGAGAAGGAACAAAACAUUCCCUAUUUUAUUCCUGGAAUCGCACAUCCCAAAACGAAAUGGAAGAAAUGGCUACUUGAAAUGUUCUUGUGGGUGCUGUCGAAGGUUGUGGCACUUCCCUGGGUCUCUGAUAGGAUUGAUGAGGGAGAUAAAGACGAAUUCGCUUGGCCACUGUACCCCAAGCUCGAAGAAGAAAUUCCUGACCAAUGUAUACCUAGGUAG